AUGGUGAGUGGCCACCCGCCGCCCCGGGAACCGGAGCCGGGGACCGGCCCAGCCCUCUGCGGGCCGCCCAGGCCUGGAGCCGCCCCGGGCCUAGCCCGGCGGCUGCGGCUUCAUGGCCAAGGCCACACAGCGCGCCGGCCGCCCCGCCCGCCGUGGCGCCGCCCCCGGCGCUCGGACCGCCACACCCGGAGUGCGGUGCCCUCACCCGACCCCGCCUCCCCACCGCGUUCCGGGCCCGCCCACGGAGUCCGCCCACGCCCCGCCCCAGCAGGGCUCGGUCUUCACGGAGCUCCGCCCACGCCCCGCCCAAGCAGGGCUCGGUCCUCCCGGAGCCCCGCCCAUGCCCCGCCCAAGACUGCCCCUAGCCAGCCGCUGCUCUCCACCGUUCCUGGGCCAUGCUCUGGCUACACCUUCAGCCAGACCAACCCCACCUCUGAGGAGCCCUCACUCUUCAUCUCCCUCCCACCUGCAUUGCAGCCAAGCGCCUCCAUGCCUCCAGAGGCUCCAGAUGAGCCAGCCAUCAGCGCUGGUGAACCCAGUGCGAAGACCCUGGACCUCCAGUCUGAGGCUCAGAACAGUGGAGUCCAUCCCCAGGGAUGA
Molecule: messenger RNA, 600 nt
Organism: Peromyscus leucopus (white-footed mouse)
Lineage: Eukaryota; Metazoa; Chordata; Mammalia; Rodentia; Cricetidae
Product: basic proline-rich protein-like
Exons: 2
Coding region: 1-600 (199 amino acids)
Source: RefSeq, a predicted model, not a curated record